AUGUUCCUCAGAGAAUCAGUAACUUUAAUACUUCCCAGAAAAGUAUUGACCUUUUCUAAAGUAAUGCUUGCUAAUGAUGAUGUGGAGAAGAGUAAAAAUGACAAUCAGAUACAAGAUGACAGUCAAGAUGUGUCGCUUGAGCAUUCUGAAGUAAAUACUGUUGAUAAUAUUAAACCAAAAAACUAGGAGACUCUACAUAAUUCUAGAAAGAAAAAGAAAAAUAAUGGUUUAAAAGAAAGUGUAUUUGGGAAAUACAUUGCAACUGAACUAAGAGCCUAAGAGGUCUUUCAUCC
Acanthoscelides obtectus is the source of this 293-nucleotide messenger RNA. The record is from the annotation of a GenBank genome assembly. Lineage: Eukaryota; Metazoa; Arthropoda; Insecta; Coleoptera; Chrysomelidae.